Messenger RNA from Lolium rigidum, 1749 nucleotides. Its product is annotated as cellulose synthase-like protein D3. Gene Ontology annotation, molecular function: mannan synthase activity; cellulose synthase (UDP-forming) activity. Gene Ontology annotation, biological process: plant-type primary cell wall biogenesis; cellulose biosynthetic process. Lineage: Eukaryota; Viridiplantae; Streptophyta; Magnoliopsida; Poales; Poaceae. The coding region runs from base 1 to 1749 and encodes 582 amino acids. The record is from RefSeq and is a predicted model, not a curated record. The transcript has 3 exons. Gene Ontology annotation, cellular component: plasma membrane; trans-Golgi network.
AUGCUGAGGCCGCCGUCACCAGACACACUCUACGGGAUGCACUACGAGGAGCAGCUGAUCGACUACAGCGAUGUGGACAUCCGGCUGCCGAUGCUGGUAUACAUGUCAAGGGAGAAGCGGCCAGGGUACGACCACAACAAGAAGGCCGGAGCCAUGAAUGCGCUGGUGCGGUGCUCCGCCGUCAUGUCCAAUGGCCCCUUCAUCCUCAACUUCGACUGCGACCACUACAUCAACAACGCACAGGCGGUCCGCGAGGCCAUGUGCUUCAUGAUGGACCGCGGUGGCGAGCGCAUCUGCUACAUCCAGUUCCCGCAGAGGUUCGAAGGCAUCGACCCAUCCGACCGCUACGCCAACCACAACACCGUCUUCUUCGACGGGAACAUGCGCGCGCUCGACGGCCUCCAGGGGCCCAUGUACGUCGGCACGGGCUGCAUGUUCCGGCGGUUCGCGCUCUACGGCUUCGACCCGCCCCGCACGGCGGAGUACACCGGCUGGAUGUUCAAGAAGAAGAAGGUGACCACGUUCAAGCAGGACCCGGAGUCGGACACGCAGUCGCUCAAGACGGAGGACUUCGACGCCGAGCUCACGGCGCAGCUGGUGCCCAGGCGUUUCGGCAACUCGUCGGCGAUGCUGGCGUCCAUCCCCGUCGCCGAGUUCCAGGCGCGCCCCAUCGCCGACCACCCGGCGAUACUGCACGGCAGGCCACCGGGCUCGCUCACCGUGCCUCGCGCUCCGCUCGACCCGCCCACCGUCGCCGAGGCCGUCUCCGUCAUCUCCUGCUGGUACGAGGACAAGACAGAGUGGGGCGAGCGCGUGGGGUGGAUCUACGGCUCCGUCACCGAGGACGUGGUCACCGGCUACCGCAUGCAUAACCGCGGCUGGCGCUCCGUCUACUGGAUCAGCAAGCGCGACGCCUUCCUCGGCACAGCCCCCAUCAACAUGACCGACCGCCUGCACCAGGUGCUGCGAUGGGCGACGGGGUCGGUGGAGAUCUUCUUCUCGCGGAACAACGCGUUCCUGGCGUCACGGAGACUCAUGUUCCUGCAGCGGGUGGCGUACCUCAACGUCGGCAUCUACCCGUUCACCUCCAUCUUCCUGCUCACCUACUGCUUCAUCCCGGCGCUCUCCCUCUUCUCCGGCUUCUUCAUCGUGCAGACGCUCAACGUCGCCUUCCUCUGCUACCUCCUCACCAUCACCAUCACCCUCAUCGCGCUUGGGGUCCUCGAGGUCAAGUGGUCCGGCAUAGAGCUCGAGGACUGGUGGCGCAACGAGCAGUUCUGGCUCAUCUCAGGCACGAGCGCGCACCUUUACGCGGUGGUGCAGGGGCUGCUCAAGGUGAUGGCCGGGAUCGAGAUCUCCUUCACGCUCACGGCCAAGGCGGCGGCGGAGGACAACGAGGACAUCUACGCGGACCUCUACGUCGUCAAGUGGUCCUCGCUACUCAUCCCGCCAAUCACCAUCGGCAUGAUCAACAUCAUCGCCAUCGCCUUCGCCUUCGCCCGCACCGUCUACAGCGACAACCCUCGCUGGGGCAAGUUCAUCGGCGGCGGCUUCUUCAGCUUCUGGGUGCUCGCGCAUCUCUACCCAUUUGCAAAGGGUCUUAUGGGCCGCCGCGGCAAAACGCCCACCAUCGUCUUCGUCUGGUCAGGCCUCAUCUCCAUCACUAUCUCCCUCCUAUGGGUCGCCAUCAGUCCGCCCGACGCAAACUCUUCUGGCGGUGUUCGCGGUGCCGGGUUUCAGUUUCCUUGA